Messenger RNA from Megalobrama amblycephala (Wuchang bream), 3422 nucleotides. It is a transcript of the gene hspa12b, whose product is annotated as heat shock protein 12B. The record is from RefSeq and is a predicted model, not a curated record. The transcript is spliced from 13 exons. The coding region runs from base 97 to 2172 and encodes 691 amino acids. Lineage: Eukaryota; Metazoa; Chordata; Actinopteri; Cypriniformes; Xenocyprididae.
UAAACAACCCCAGGCAGGGGACGAUAGAACAUUAUAAACAAAAGGGUCAGAGUUAUUCUUACCCUGUUAGGCUGUAAAAGCCCUGUGACCUCUACAAUGGCAGACGUCCUGCAGCUCAGUACCAACAGUCUACAAGUGCCAGGUGAAGACAGAUCAGCCUCUACAUCUCCAUCUGGUUCUCCAUCUCCUUCCAGAAAUGAGUGCAGUAUCACUCCUCUUACUCCCUCUCCCUCUCCGAGGACAGAACUGAGGCCGCGUGUGGCUCGUCCAUUUUCUGUGGUGGUUGCUAUAGAUUUUGGCACCACCUCCAGCGGCUAUGCCUUCAGUUUCACAGAAGAUCCUGAGACCAUUCACAUGAUGAGACGGUGGGAGGGUGGCGAUCCUGGUGUAGCCAAUCAGAAGAGUCCAACCUGUCUGCUUCUGACCCCUGACCUCCGGUUCCACAGUUUUGGCUUUGCAGCUCGAGACUGCUACCAUGACCUUGACCCAGAGGAGGCCAGGCAUUGGCUCUACUUUGACAAAUUCAAAAUGAAAAUCCACAGCACCAGUGAUCUCACUAUGGAGACUGAACUGGAGUCAGUUAGUGGAAGAAGAGUACGGGCCAUUGAGGUGUUUGCUCAUGCCUUGAGGUUCUUCAGAGAACAUGCUUUAAAGGAGGUGAAGGACCAAUCCUCCUCUGUGCUGGAAAGUAAUGAAGUACGAUGGGUCAUCACUGUUCCUGCGGUGUGGCGGCAGCCAGCCAAGCAAUUCAUGCGAGAAGCUGCGUAUUUGGCAGGUUUGGUGACUCCAGACUCUCCUGAACAGCUCCUCAUAGCUCUUGAACCAGAGGCUGCAUCCAUCUACUGCAGGAAGCUCCGUCUACACCAGGUCAUUGACCUCAGCCAACGACCAGUAACCAAUGGUUUAGAUGUAGAUGGCUCCCGCCCUUUCGAUUCCAGUUUUAGGCAGGCCCGUGAGCAGCUCCGCAGAUCCAGACAUAGCCGAACUUUUCUGGUGGAGAGUGGUACUGGAGAAUUGUGGUCUGAGAUGCAGACAGGUGAUCGGUACAUUGUGGCAGACUGUGGUGGUGGGACGGUGGAUCUGACAGUGCAUCAGAUUGAGCAGCCACAGGGCACUCUGAAGGAGCUUUACAAAGCCUCAGGAGGUCCCUAUGGAGCAGUUGGUGUGGAUCUUGCCUUUGAGGCUAUGUUGUGCCAGAUCUUUGGGGCUGACUUCAUUGAGAGUUUUAAAGCAAAACGUCCAGCAGCUUGGGUGGACCUCACCAUUGCAUUUGAAGCCCGUAAGCGCACAGCGGCUCCUGGCCGGGCCAACUCAUUAAACAUCUUGCUGCCCUUCUCUUUCAUUGACUUCUACAAGCGACACCGGGGGCAGAGUGUGGAGACUGCCCUGCGCAAGAGCAAUAUGAAUUUUAUAAAGUGGUCAUCUCAAGGGAUGCUGAGAUUCUCUGCAGAGGCCAUGAAUGAGCUUUUUCAGCCAACCAUCAACAAUAUCAUAAGACAUAUUGAGAACCUGAUGCAGAAGGAAGAGGUAAAAGGUGUGCGUUUUCUCUUCUUGGUUGGAGGAUUCGCAGAGUCGCCCAUGCUUCAACGUGCAGCCCAGAACGCACUAGGGCGGAAUUGCCGUAUCAUAAUUCCACAUGACGUAGGUCUAACCAUCCUGAAGGGUGCAGUCCUGUUUGGACUAGACCCCACUGUUGUCCGUGUACGCCGUUGCCCAUUAACUUAUGGUGUUGGGGUUUUGAACCGCUAUGUGGAAGGCCGACACCCUCGUGACAAACUACUUCUCAAAGAUGGCCGAGAAUGGUGCACUGACAUCCUGGACCGCUUUGUUAGCGUUGAUCAGUCGGUGGCUUUGGGUGAGGUGGUGAGGCGGAGCUACACUCCAGCAAGAAUAGGACAAAGGAAGAUCAUAAUCAACAUCUACUGCUGCGACACUGAUGACAUAACCUACAUUACUGACCCCGGGGUGAGGAAGUGUGGUGCCAUCACGCUGGACCUGCUUGAGUCAGGGGCAGCGGCAGCUAAUGUUGGUGAAAACGAUAAAGGAUCCACAUUUGAACGCAGGGAGAUUCGCACUACCAUGCAGUUUGGAGACACCGAGAUCAAAGUCACAGCUGUUGAUGUGGCAACUGGUCGACUGGUGCGGGCAUCGAUUGACUUUCUGUCCAACUGAUCCUACUACACCGUUUCUGGAGAGAACUGGAAGUCGUAGAAUGCGAGGGACAUUUAACGACAGCUAAUCUCGUCAAAAAAUCUCAAAUAACAGCUUUGAGUUUCAACAUCUGGAUACAUAAGGAUUGCAGAUGUAAAAACUGGAGGGCUGAAUGAUAAACUGGAAUGUUAUUGGGAUUCCAUUUCAUCGUGCAAAGCACCAGCUAUUUGGACUCUCUCUAUAUUAAGUAUACUGUAAGCUUUGGAUUUGAAAGAUAUUCUAAUUAUGAGUAAUGAAAAUCUCAAUUAUGUCAAGAGCCCUAGACAAAAUUUAACUAGACCUAUAGUAAAAAGAACAGAAAACGCAUUUACAUUGUCAAACAAGCUUCCAUUUUUGGCAUAAUUUCUGUAAAAGGAUUUCCUGUUAAAAAAUAGGAAGUAGUUCCAAUUCUGUUAUUGCUGGUAGUGUUAACUAGCAUGUCACGCAUGCAGUAAACGAACAUAUAUAUUUUUUCAGGUUUGCAGAUACUUAGUAUUUAAAUUGAUUUAUCAAAUAAAGCCACUUAAUUAUUUUUGUAAACAUAUUCUAUAACUAAAUAUUAAUCAUUUUAAACUUGUAUCAAAACAGAUCUCAUGUUUAUAAAUGAUGGUUACACCACCUGGAGGUAAGAAGAGGAAGUAAUCAUUUUGAAUGAUGUUGAGGAGGUUGGUUAACAGAGAAAUGGUUUAAAUUAAUUUUCUGAUUUCCUAGGUACAAAACAGGUAGUUACAUUUUGAAAUGCGACUUGUAAAAAAAAUAAAUCCUGCCUGGAUGUAAUUAUAGUUUUACUUAUUUGCUCCAUGAAAAAUCUGGUUUGUUCUUCCAGCACAAUUUAAUUAGCUAAAGCCAAUGAAACACUACCUCUCAAGACUUUAAAUUAUUCCAGGUCUAAACUUUUAAGGUCUGUUUGUUUUUUUUGUUUUUUUGGAUACAUGCCUGGUAUAAACUUUAAGUGAUAACAUUUAUCACACUAACACUUAUCAUUCUUUAAUCUGUUAUGUAAAAGUAAUAUUGGAUUUUCAUCUACCAGGAGGUAAGAAACCCACUUCAAAAGAUGUUAAAUUUCCUAUUAAAUAUGCUGGACAUCAGUUCGAAAUAAGGAAAUCAAGCUAGGGGUUAAAUCACUCAACACAAUGUUGGAAUAUAGUCCUAAAAUUUUAGUUCAAUACUAUGAAAUUGUUGGUAUACUAAUCACAAUGACUGAAAAUAAAGUUAUUUUUCUUUAAAAUGUU